Molecule: messenger RNA, 1067 nt
Organism: Labrus bergylta (ballan wrasse)
Lineage: Eukaryota; Metazoa; Chordata; Actinopteri; Labriformes; Labridae
Source: RefSeq, a predicted model, not a curated record
ACAGGUGCAGCAGGUGAAUCACAUUAACCCUCUGCUGGUCAUGUGACUCACAGAGUGACCGCAGGAAGGCGCAAGCGGCCAUGGAGGCGGCCUGGAAGUCCAUGGAGAAGAAAGAGAAGAUCCCGUGGAUCAAGAAGGCGGCAGAGGACCAGAAGCGUUACGAGGUUCAGUACCAACCUGUGAGGGAGCUGUUGGAGAUGAGGGCUCCUGCAGCUGGUCAGGCUCAGAGGAAACCCAAGUUUGAUGGAGAACCAAAGAAACCGCCAGUGAGCGGGUAUCAGAUGUUCUCCCAGGAGCUGCUGACCAAUGGGGAGCUGAACCACUUCAGCCUGAAGGAGCGGAUGGUGGAGAUCGGGAAGAGGUGGCACAAACUGAGCCAGAUUCAGAAGGACAAGUACAAGAAGCAGGUGGAGGAGCAGCAGGUGGAGUACCAGGCCGAGCUGGAGGCCUGGGUCAAGUCGCUGUCUCCGCAGAAUCGAGCCAUCUACAAAGAGUUCUCCUCCACUAAACGUCGCAGCACCGCUAAAGUCCGCACUAGUCCCGGAGCUAAAGUCCGAGUGACGGCAAAAGGGAAGGCGGCGAGCUCGAGAGCUGUCACGCAGACGGUCGGGGUGGCCAAGAGGGCGAUGGCGUACCGUGCAAAGGACAUGUCGGACUCAGACGAGGAGAAGAGCGACUCGUCAGACUCUGAUGAAGACGAUGAGACGUCAGGAUCCACAGACAGUGAAGACGAUGAUGAAGAUGAUGAGAACGAGGACGACGAGGACGACGAAGAUCAGUCUUCCUCUGAAGAAUCCAGCGACUCGGACUCUGACUAGCCCCGCCCCUUCACCUCAUUGGAGAGGAAAGGCUGUGCAGGCCACGCCUCCUCAUGUGCCAAUCACCGUGGCAGACCAAUAAGUGAUGUCAGAUGGAGCUCACACUUACCCCUCCCACCUUCCAUCUAAAAGGGUGAGCCUGCCGAGCGUUUUGUUACUCGUGUUUCUUUUUUAUGAGUGUUUGUUGGUUUUUAUCUGACUGACAUUUCAGACGGGUGGAGACUUGUUUUAUUUUUGUGGAGUGAUGAA